This is a messenger RNA of Hevea brasiliensis (rubber tree), 2385 nucleotides long. RefSeq lists its product as uncharacterized. Bases 1 to 2385 code for a protein of 794 amino acids. NCBI's taxonomy places the organism in Eukaryota, Viridiplantae, Streptophyta, Magnoliopsida, Malpighiales, Euphorbiaceae. The record is from RefSeq and is a predicted model, not a curated record. The transcript has 3 exons.
AUGAAGAAACCACUAGUUGGUGUAUAUGAAUUAGAUGCCAUGAGUAUGUUCAAUGCCAAAUUUGAUGCUUUGACGAGAAAAAUGGAUAAGUUAAGCAUGAAGGUUGACUCAUCAAUUGGAGGAUCUAGUCAUACAGAAGAUGUUGGUACAGGAAAUAUACAUUGUAUCAAUGGUUUUCCUUCCUAUGGGCAAGAGUUUGGAAAUGAGCAAGUUGAUUUUGUUGGGAAUUACAAUCAGAAAUCAGUUGAGGAAAAGAAGAAAGAAGAUAAAGACAAGAAUGAAUUCACUUCGAAUCAUGAUGAAGUUAAUGAGGAAGCAAACAAGAAAAAGGAAAUUGAAAAAGAGGAAGAGGAAAAGUAUGUGCCUCCAACACCAUAUAAGCCACCAUUACCAUAUCCUCAAAGGUUUCAGAAAGCAAAGCUAGAUAAGCAGUUUGAAAAUUUUUUGGAAGUUUUGAAGAAGUUAUACAUCAACAUUCCAUUUACAGAUGCAAUUUCUCAAAUGCCCUCAUAUACUAAAUUCCUAAAAGAAAUUUUGUCAAACAAGAGGAGAUUAGAAGAUUAUGAAACUGUGGCAUUAACAGAGGAGUGUAGUGCUUUCUUACAGAAUAAACUUCCACUAAAAUUGAAGGAUCCAGGAAGUUUCUCUAUUCCUUGUCACAUUGGGGAUACUAGUAUUGAAAAAACAUUGUGUGAUCUUGGAGCUAGUGUAAGCUUGAUGCCACUCUCCAUCUGUGAAAAGCUAAAGGUAGGAGAUUUGAAGCCCACCACCAUUUCUUUGCCACUAGCUGAUAAAUCUAUCAAAUAUCCAGUGGGAAUUUUGGAGAAUGUACAAUUGAAGGUUGGAAAAUUUUUUAUUCCUGUGGAUUUUGUGGUUCUUGAAAUGGAAGAGGAUAUUCACAUAUCUAUCAUGUUGGGAAGGCCAUUUUUACCCACAGCAGGGCCUAUAAUUGAUGUAAAGAACGACAGAUUGACAUUAAAAGUUGGAGAAGAGGAGGUGGAAUUUAAUUUGAAUCAGAAUUUAAAGAAACAUCAUGGAGUUGAUCCUUGUUUAAGGGUGGAUGUUAUUGAUGAGAUUGUGGAAGCAGAAUUUAAGGAAAAAUAUCCUGAGGACCCUUUGGAGAAUUGUUUGGUACAUAGUAGAACAACAAAGGAUGAAAAUCCUAAAGUUGAAGCUUUUGCUCAAAUCUUGGAAGCUACUCAAGAAGUUGUAGGAGAUCAAGUUUUGCAAGUUGAAGAAUUGAAAUAUGAAGUUGCACAACCAUCUUUACUAGAUGAGAAGGACGCACCAAAGGUAGACCUCAAACCACUUCCAUCUACAUUAAGGUAUACUUUUCUUGGACCUAAUUCAACUUAUCCUGUCAUUAUUAAUGCAAAUUUGAGUGAUGUACAAGUUGAAAAAUUGCUGAGAGAGUUAAGAGCACAUAGGAAAGUCAUUGGUUACACCAUUGAUGACAUAAAAGGUAUAAACCCUAUCUUGUGCAUGCAUAGGAUUCUUUUAGAAGAUAAUUUUAAGCCUACCGUAGAACAUCAAAGAAGGUUAAAUCCUAAUAUGAAAGAGGUGGUGAAGAAAGAAGUCUUGAAACUGCUUGAAGCUGGGAUCAUUUAUCAUAUUUCUGAUAGUAGUUGGGUAAGCCCAGUUCAUGUGGUUCCUAAGAAAGGAGGUGUGACCGUUGUAAAAAAUGAAAAUAAUGAAUUGAUACCUACUAGAAUUGUCACAGGGUGGAGGAUGUGUAUAGAUUACAGGAAGCUCAAUAGUGCUACUAGGAAAGACCAUUUUCCCUUGCCUUUUAUUGAUCAAAUGUUAGAGAGAGGAAUUGAAGUGGACAAGGCCAAAGUAGAAGUGAUUGAGAAGAUGCCUCUACCAACUUCAGUGAAAGGAAUUAGAAGUUUUCUUGGGCAUGCUGGGUUCUACCGGCGAUUUAUAAAGGAUUUUUCAAAAAUUGCUAAACCUCUUACUAAUUUGUUAAAUCAUGAUGUUCCUUUUAAUUUUGACCACGCUUGUUUUGAUUCUUAUAAUAGGUUGAAGGAAGCUCUAACAAUAGCCCCUAUCAUGCAACCUCCGGAUUGGUCAUUGCCAUUUGAAAUUAUGUGUGAUGCUAGUGACUUUACUGUGGGAGCUGUACUUGGUCAGAAGAAAGAGAAGAGGUCUUAUGCAAUUUAUUAUGCCAACAAAACUUUAGAUGAUGCUCAAGUAAAUUAUGCCAUCACUGAGAAAGAAUUUUUAGCUGUGGUAUUUGCUGUGGAAAAGUUCAGAGCAUAUUUGGUUGGAUCGAAAGUGAUUGUCUAUACAGACCAUGCAGCCAUAAGAUAUUUGAUGAAUAAAAAAGAAACAAAGCCAAGACUGAUAAGAUGGGUUCUAUUGCUACAGGAGUUUGAUUUAUAA